Molecule: messenger RNA, 1908 nt
Organism: Brassica oleracea var. oleracea
Lineage: Eukaryota; Viridiplantae; Streptophyta; Magnoliopsida; Brassicales; Brassicaceae
Product: RING-H2 finger protein ATL65-like
Exons: 2
Coding region: 246-1376 (376 amino acids)
Source: RefSeq, a predicted model, not a curated record
UGCUUCCAAAUUUGCAAUUAUUUGAUUAAUUAUGAGUAAUUUUGGAUUGUUAUAUUUGUCAGCACCAGAUUUAAUAAAAUAAUAAAAAAGAUGACGUGGCAAUUAGUGUCUGAAUACCGUUUACCUCUAGUCAACGCUGAAUACUCAUUUACGUUAAACCUUUCACUGGAAGCUCUGUUUUAAGCUCUUUCCUUGUUAUAAUACUCUUUUCUUUUUUUGUUUUUAACAUAAAGUACCAAAAUAUCAUGCGAUUCGCGGCGCCACCGCCGCUUUCCGGCGAUAUCUCACCGGUUCCCUCACCGGCGCCUUCACCAUAUCUUUCACCGCAUUCUGGUGAAGCCGAAGAGAUCCUUUCCCGUUCUACGGAUCCUCCUUUACAGUUCAGUCCUCCGUUGAUCGCUAUGGUGGUUGUUUUAGCCGCCACUUUUCUCUUCGUGACCUACUCUCGCCUCAUCUCCCGCCGUUUUAUUUCUCCCAUUCUCCGUCGUUUUCGACGGUGGAGAUCCCGUCGUCGCCGACUCCUUCAUCUAUCCUCUGCUUCAACUUCAUCCUCUGAUCGCCGAUCGUUUUCCCCGUUCCCUUUCGACUCUUUCCACUACUCCUCCUACUCUCCUUACGGAUUAGAUGAUUCCGUUAUCAAAACGCUUCCUCUGUUUCUCUACUCCGCCGCCGCUUGCACCGGGAAAGCCUCCGCCGCCGACUGCGCUGUUUGUUUGUUGGAGUUCGAGGAUGGAGAUUACGUGCGUACGCUUCCGUUAUGCUUCCAUGCUUUUCACGUUGAGUGCAUCGAUGAGUGGCUACGAUCUCAUCCUAACUGUCCGCUCUGCCGCACGGCGAUUCUCCGAUCCGGCGUCGUUGCGCCUACGUCGCCGUUCGUCCCGUUAAUGGCUCCUCGGAUUCGUCCAAGCUUCGACGACGAGAUCGCUGCUGCUGCGACGAUCGAUGAGGAGAUCACAGCGUCAGUGGAAGAGCAAUCACCGGCGCUCUCUCGGUUUCGGGAGCUGAAGCGAUCUUACUCGUUCGAUUACGAGAGGGAAGAAUCGGCGGCGACGGCGUCACCGUGGAGACACCGUCGAUCCACGUGGAGCAAGCAGCAGCGUCAGUCUCCCUUCGGGAACCUGAUAUCGAAAUCGAGAGUGUUCUCGUUGCGUUACCACAGAAGCGCGAAAUCGCGGCGGAGAUCGGGAGUUUUUUUCCCGAUAUCGGAGCGGAUUCCGGCGACGGGAAGCUCGUCGCGGCGGACGAAGUCAAUGACGAGUCCGAUGUUCUUCAGGACAGCACCGCACUCGUCGAGCCGGCUGAGAUGCGGUGAUCCGGAGGCACUGUUGUCGCCGGAGAGAUGGAGGAGAGGGGACACGUGUAGGGUGGAUAUGUAAGAUGAAAUUGGACGGUGGUGAUGAUAGAGGAUAGUGGGAAGGAGAGGAGCAUUAAUGGAGUGUGGGGUUUGGCAUUAAAUGGAAUUAAAAUGGGGAGAAACAGAGAAGAGAGAUUCAGAAAAUCCUCAGCUUCUUUGCUUCACAACAACAAUAACAAGAGGCAUACUUAAAGCUUAGAAGAUCCGAACUGAAUCCUAAAAUACUGAAUGAGUUCUAUAUCUCUAAAUUAGAACUUCUAGCCGAAUGUGUUCUCGAACAUCCACAUUUGCGGAGAGCUAUAUAGAUCGGGGAUCGUGAAGGUAUUGAAGCAUAUGACGACGACGUUUCUACUGUUUUGUUAGUAUAUAUACUAGUACUGUAUUUCUCUUGGAGUUGUCAAAUGCAUUAACUUCUUAACCUGCCAAAGUUAUUAUAGAAACGAAGUCAGCAAACAACAUUAACUUUCGUUUCUAUAAUAACUUUAAUCUUUAAAAUUGUCGGUCGCCUAAUUGCUUUUAUAUCACGGAGUUUUAUGUUUGCUAAGCUUUUUGUU